Molecule: messenger RNA, 552 nt
Organism: Strongylus vulgaris
Lineage: Eukaryota; Metazoa; Nematoda; Chromadorea; Rhabditida; Strongylidae
Source: the annotation of a GenBank genome assembly
CACAUGAACGAGGUGUCUCAUUUCAAUAAUGCACCACCAUUCCGUGGUCGAGGAGGAGGAGGAGUAGGGAAUGCUCCAACAUUCUUCCCGGCGCCUGUGCGAGGUGCAAUGGGACCUUCGUAUGGUCGUGGUGGUGCACAGCCUCCAAUGAUGGGGAUGGGAGUGCGAGGUGCAAUGGGACCUUCAUAUGGUCGUGGUGGUGCACAGCCUCCAAUGAUGGGGAUGGGAGGUCCUGGCUAUCGAGGACGAGGCAUGGGUCGUGGUAUGCCAUAUGAUUAUGGCAGAGGAAGAGGUCGAGGAGCAUUUCGUGAGUUUUUCAAAAAAAUACAUGGUGGUAGAAAGGCUCAUAAUCUUCUGUCUUAUUUAGCUGGAAGAGGAGCUGGAAGAGGAGGUAUGCGCGGACGAGAUGAUAAGCCAUAUAUGCGUUCUGGGCGAGAUACUGAGAAUGGAGAGGAGAAUAGAGAAAAUCACCAGAGCGAGAAGUCUGCAUCAGCUACUGGACCACCGCGAAGUCCAGAACCACAGGUUGGUAAUGGAAAAGAAGGAACCUGA